GAACGGUCCGCCGGUCAAAGAUUGAAUAUUAUCAUCGUAUCGGAGGGUGCCAUCGAUCGCGAGGGUCAGCCCAUCACGGCCGAGAAGGUCAAACAGGUGGUGGUGGACAAGCUGCACCAGGACACCAGGAUUACGGUGCUGGGUCAUGUGCAGCGUGGAGGCAAUCCGAGCUCGUUCGAUCGCGUACUGGGUUGUCGCAUGGGCGCCGAAGCAGUCCUUGCUCUAAUGGAAGCGGACGACAAUACUGAACCAUGCGUCGUAUCUCUGGACGGAAAUCAAGCCGUACGAGUCCCGCUGAUGGAAUGCGUACAGCGCACCAAAGCUGUCGCGCAAGCUAUGGCCGAUAAAAACUGGGAAAUGGCCGUUGAAUUGCGAGGUCGCUCCUUCGCCCGCAACUUGGAGACCUACAAGAUGUUGACCCGCCUGAAGCCACCGAAGGAGGCCUUUGAUGCCCAGGGUCGCGGAGUCGGUGGAUACACCAUGGCCGUGAUGCACAUCGGUGCUCCAGCUUGCGGUAUGAAUGCAGCUGUUCGGUCCUUUGUCAGAAACUGCAUCUACCGGGGUGACUCUGUGAUGGGCAUCCACGACGGUAUUGAAGGUUUGGUCGCCGGAAACAUCAAGAACAUGGGAUGGUCCGAUGUGACUGGCUGGGUCGGACAGGGAGGUGCCUUCUUGGGUACUAAGCGUACCCUUCCAGAGGGAAAGUUCAAGGAAGUCGCCGCUCGAUUGAAAGAGCACAAUAUACAAGCGCUUCUGAUCAUUGGUGGAUUUGAGGCUUACCAUGCUGCUGGCCAGCUGGCGGAUCAACGCGACAACUACAAGGAGUUCUGUAUCCCCAUUGUGGUCAUUCCGUCGACCAUCUCCAACAACGUUCCCGGAACGGAAUUCUCUCUAGGUGCCGACACUGGCCUCAACGAGAUCACUGAGAUUUGCGACCGCAUCCGCCAGUCCGCUCAGGGUACCAAGCGCCGAGUGUUUGUCAUUGAAACCAUGGGAGGUUACUGUGGCUACCUAGCCACCUUGGCCGGUCUUUCCGGUGGUGCCGAUGCUGCCUACAUCUACGAGGAAAAGUUCUCCAUCAAGGACCUGCAGCAGGACGUGUACCACAUGGCGUCCAAGAUGAGUGACGGCGUUCAGCGUGGUUUGAUUCUGCGUAACGAGAAGGCUUCCGACAACUACAACACCGAGUUCAUCUUCCGUUUGUACUCGGAGGAAGGCAAGGGUCUGUUCUCCACCCGUAUGAAUGUGCUGGGUCACAUGCAACAGGGUGGCUCGCCGACGCCCUUCGAUCGUAACAUGGGCACCAAGAUGGCGGCCAAGUGCGUUGAGUGGCUGGUGGAGCAGCUGAAGGCCAACACCCAACCGGAUGGAAGCAUCUGCGCCAAGAGUCCCGAUACGGCCUGCCUGCUGGGACUGGUUCGCCGUCAGUACAAAUUCUCGCCGCUGAAGGACCUGAUCGCUGAAACCAAUUUCGAGCAACGCAUCCCCAAGCAGCAAUGGUGGCUGAAGCUGCGCCCUCUGCUGAGAAUCCUGGCCAAGCACGAUUCCACCUACGAGGAGGAAGGUCUCUACAUAACCGUCGACGAGGAGAUGUCCACCGACUCGCCGGUCGCCUAAGCUGGAACUUGAGAAAUCAAAAACCAACCAACAAACCCGAAAGUUGUUAGUGUAGUUUAACUAUUUACACAUCAAGAAAAGGUAUUAGACUGUCCCCAUGCAUGAUGAACCAGUUGCUCCUCUUCUUCAUCAGACUUCUUAGGAAAAACUUGUGAAACCCAAAGAAAAAUACCUCAUCGUUGAUUGAAGCAACUGAAAUGUGGAGAGGUAAAAUAAUAACCUAACCCUAAAGUGUGUGAAACUUGUUACUUCAAUGUGCUCCCAGUGGAUCCUUAGUUAAUACUCUUAUUGAAAAAAAAUGAAAGAUUAAAAGUGCAGUAAAUGCAGUAGAAUUCAAACUAGUUGUUAGGUCCGAUGCCAGUUUAAAAUGUAAUUUUACUAGUUUAAUUAGUUGUUAUUAGGUCGUCGUGCUAGCACCAAACACCAUCUGUAUCAUGACAACAAGAUAUCCGGAAUUUUAAAGUAGCACGCUAAUCUCAUUGUUUUAUUAAAUCUGUUUUUAAUUGAAAUUCGGUUCUAACUUAUUUCGAUCUGUUAGUCAUUGAGUGGAAAGCAUAUUUAUUCGAUCGCCUAUUGCGUUGUUUUUGUGAAACUUCAACAAUUGUAAGUAUUAUUUAGUUUUUCAUUUUCAGGUAGCACAAUCUCUUGAAGAUAUAAAAUGAAUAUAAAUGAUUAUGCAAAAAUUGA
Molecule: messenger RNA, 2304 nt
Organism: Aedes albopictus (Asian tiger mosquito)
Lineage: Eukaryota; Metazoa; Arthropoda; Insecta; Diptera; Culicidae
Gene: Pfk
Product: ATP-dependent 6-phosphofructokinase
Biological process (GO): canonical glycolysis; fructose 6-phosphate metabolic process; fructose 1,6-bisphosphate metabolic process
Cellular component (GO): 6-phosphofructokinase complex; cytoplasm
Molecular function (GO): identical protein binding; fructose-6-phosphate binding; ATP binding
Source: RefSeq, a predicted model, not a curated record